This is a messenger RNA of Yamadazyma jaroonii, 453 nucleotides long. The record is from the annotation of a GenBank genome assembly. NCBI's taxonomy places the organism in Eukaryota, Fungi, Ascomycota, Pichiomycetes, Serinales, Debaryomycetaceae.
AUGAAUCAAUAUAUAUAUAACAAUUAUGGCCCAGGACUGCUGCUGCUGUCAACAUCUUCACAACAAUAUUCACCUCCAAUUUCCAAUGGAGUGAUUAAUAAUUCCAGUCCAACUUUUAAUUAUGAUAAUUUAGGAUCUUCAAUUUCUUCAAUGAGUUCAACUUAUUCCAUUAAUAACCCAAGAUUAAGAUAUUACUUAAGUAAAAGCUUUGAUUUAGAGGAUGAUUUGGAAUUCUGUCCAGAAAUUCCUGAUCAUUUUAAUACGUCACCAACGAUUAAGAAGUUUAAUCCAUAUACUGCAUCUGUAUUUUCUCCUAAUCAGAGUAAUAAUGAAAGUCCCCAACCUAAUCAUGCCCAAAGUCCAAGAGUUUCAACUCCAAGAGUUAGGAAACCAAUUGAGAUUAUUAAUCCUCAAACAAAAUUGAAGAUUAGUUCUCCUAGUAUUCCUAAAUAA